Stegastes partitus (bicolor damselfish) is the source of this 954-nucleotide messenger RNA. It is a transcript of the gene slc29a4a, whose product is annotated as solute carrier family 29 member 4a. Gene Ontology annotation, cellular component: plasma membrane. Gene Ontology annotation, biological process: nucleoside transmembrane transport. The annotation marks the transcript as partial. Gene Ontology annotation, molecular function: nucleoside transmembrane transporter activity; monoamine transmembrane transporter activity. Lineage: Eukaryota; Metazoa; Chordata; Actinopteri; Pomacentridae. The record is from RefSeq and is a predicted model, not a curated record. The transcript is spliced from 6 exons.
AUGAGCUUGGUGGGCGCAGAGCGUCGCAGGCCCACGCCGGCCCAGACGCCCGAGGAGAGGGACGUGUGGAGGGAUGGAGGACGGGCUGGCUGGAGGGAUGCGGGGAGGGAGGGCUGGAGGGAGGGAAGGGAGAGCGGCGUGGUGCAGAGCUACAGCUUCGACUCGUACCAGCUGGAGGAGGAGGAGAUCAGUAAGGACGCCCCAGAGCGAGGAGUGCUGGCUUUGUCCGAGCCCGACUUUGAGGAACCAAUCCCCGACGACCGUUACCAUGGCAUCUACUUUGCAAUGCUAAUGGCCGGAGUGGGUUUCCUGCUUCCCUACAACAGCUUCAUCACUGAAGUGGACUACCUGCACCACAAGUUCAAAGGGACGUCCAUCGUGUUCGACAUGAGUCUCACAUACAUCCUGGUGGCUCUGCUGGCCGUCAUCCUCAACAACGUGCUGGUGGAGAGGCUCAGCAUGCACACCAGGAUCACCGUGGGAUACGUCCUGGCUCUGGGGCCGCUGGUCUUCGUCAGCGUGUUUGAUGUCUGGCUGGAGAAGUUCACCACCCGGCAGGCUUACAUCAUCAACCUGGUGUCGGUGGGCGUGGUGGCCUUCGGAUGCACAGUGCAGCAGUCCAGUUUCUAUGGUUACAUGGGGAUGCUGCCCAAGAGGUACACACAGGGGGUGAUGACUGGAGAGAGCACAGCUGGAGUGAUCAUCUCGCUGUCUCGCAUCUUCACCAAGCUGCUGAUCACCGACGACAAGAAGAACACGCUCAUCUUCUUCCUGGUCUCCAUUAGCAUGGAAAUGCUGUGCUUCCUGCUGCACCUGCUGGUCCGCCGCUCACGAUUCGUCCGCUAUUACACCAGCGUCACUCAGGGCAAAGGUCCCGGCAAAUGUCACGACCCACGGGACAACGGGACCGGGUACAAGGUCCACCACGAUGUCACUGCAGAGGAAGUAAGAUUU